This is a messenger RNA of Didymodactylos carnosus, 1098 nucleotides long. NCBI's taxonomy places the organism in Eukaryota, Metazoa, Rotifera, Eurotatoria, Philodinida, Philodinidae. The record is from the annotation of a GenBank genome assembly.
AUGAGAAUAAAUAAUUGCGAUAUCAAUUACUUCGGUACAAGGAAUAACGAUGAUAUCGAACAGCAUGGAGAAGAAACAUUUGAUCAACGAGAGCAUGACCCGAAUAGUGCAAUUUCAAAUAUUUUCUCACCAUCUUGUUUUGAUGCUAUAUUACCGGAAGAACCUAUGAAACAAUCGCUGACAUGUACGAUUAGCCAUAAGCCUAUAAUUGAAGAUCAUGAAUUUGAUGUGGCAAUGAAUGAUGAGAUAUGGCUAAAAGAUAUAAGAGAUUUUUUGUCGAAAGGUCAGCAUUGGAAUUCCACUGAUCACGCAGAGCCAAUAGUGACCAAAGACGUACAUAAAUCAACAGAUAAACCAAAUUCAGAAUUAAGAGAGAAUAUACCGAAUAUCGGUGAUUUUGUUACGGGAGCAGAACCAGAGGAUCAAAUUACAGUAAAUUACAAAGAUAGAAGACUUGCCAUCAAGACCGGAGUGCAACGGGACGUUCGCCUUCAGUACAUAUCAGAUGUGUUUCCAUUAAAUGGAGAGCAGUUUGGAAUACCGCAGUCACCACAUUAUCUACAAGAUAAAGAUGGAGAAAUGCAUAUUAUUAUCCAACUGCCUAAAUAUUAUUUGAACAGAGCUCCUUUAUUGCUACGGGCAAUUUUGUUGACCGUAUGUCAUAAUGGGCAAUAUUAUAUGUAUACAGGUACAUUUUUAAGAGACAAAAAGAACGAGGAAAUUGCAUCCAGUAAUCCCGUAUAUUUUGAGUUUGAUAAACCUGAUUUUCUUACAGACGGAAUGCCAUUGAACUUGGCUUUAAUUACACAAAAAAUAUCGGAAUUAAAAGCACAGCAACCAUUGCGUCCGUUUAAUCCGCCAGAAAACUUUAUUCAUCCAUGUCACAUGACAAACUACGAGCAAGAUUACUGGAUAUAUCCAGCAGAUAUAUCCAGCAAUAAUUUAUAUUGUCGUAAUUCUGCAAGAAUUUCGAUAACUUUGGAAAUUCGACAGUAUUGUCCAAAUUCCAUUGUUCUUUCGAAAUUUGUCGAAACUAUAAUGGAAUUUGGACAAUGUCAAAAUUCUGGUGCCCAAAUUCUAAUUGCCCAAUUUCCAUAG